GGGCGUGGCCGCGGUGUGACGUCACCGCCCCGCUCUCUGAGCCCCAGUCAGUUCAUGCCCGCUUCAUCACAUCGCGUCACGCCUCACCCCUCUCGGCGGCUCACCUUCAGAGCAGCGCAGUCCCGGAGGAUUCAAACUUCGCCUGGAUAUUUAGGAGCCGAACCUGGUUUGUUUGAAGUAGCGGAAGGCAGAAACGCGCUGGAGGGAUUCACUUUGACAGCAGGAUGGCUCCAGACAACUACUUAAAGAUCCACUUUUAAGCUUCUGCUGGAUUUGCAGAAACAGUUUUUCAUUAAAGGAAAGAAGAACUUGGUUUCUGCCAUGUCAGCAAAUACCGAUAUAUACAAAUAUACCAAAUGCCACUCCAAAAAAGAUAUAGAGCCUAAUAAAUCCCCAAUGAUCAGCGCCAUCAUGUUUGGCUUAGGAGUCUUUGGGAACGUUGCUGCCUUGGUGAUCCUGGAAAUCCGUCGGCGAAGGGACGCCAGGGCCAAUGACAGGCGGCGCAGAGGAUUGUUCCACAUCUUCAUCAUUUCUCUGGUGUUCACAGACCUGACUGGAACCUGCCUGACCACCCCCCUAGUUCAGAUUGCCUAUGCAUUGAACACGACCUUGAUUGGGAUGGCUCCUAAGUGUACCAAUACUACAAACAACUUCACUAGCAGUGCUGUUAACUGCACUAGCAGUGUGUGUAACUACUUUGGCAGCAGCAUGACCUUCUUCAGUCUGGCCACCAUAUCGCUCCUCUUCAUUACAGCACUGGACAGAUGCUUUGCAAUAGGACAGCCCUACCUGUACAACCGGGUUGUCACCAAGAAAUGGGCCUAUAUCACAAUCUCUGUUAUGUUUCUUGUAUGUAUCCUGUUCAGUUUGCUUCCCUUUGUGGAAUUUGGUGUAUAUGUGCAAUACUGCCCUGGCACAUGGUGCUUCAUUGACAUGAACCCUCCUGAGAAAGAGCACCGGGUCUAUGCUAACUUAUAUGCCACAAUUAUGUUGGUGUUGGUCCUGUCGAUUGUGGCCUGCAACGGUUUCGUGGCGUACCAGCUGUUCCGGAUGUACCGCCGUCGCAACAGGCAAGGCUCAGUGAUGAAGAGCAUGAGAUCUAGCAGCGAGCGCAGGGUGUUCGUGGCUGAUGAGGUGGAGCACCUUAUCCCACUGGUCUUCAUGACUAUCAUCUUCAUCGUCUGCACAUUGCCCAUGGUGAUCCGAGUUUUCUACAACUCCAUCAGAGACGAUGAUGGCGAGUCCCAUGAAGAUGACCUGCGGGCCCUCCGGUUCCUCUCCAUCAACUCCAUCAUCGAUCCGUGGGUCUUCAUCCUGCUCUCCCCCAGCGUGCUGCACUUCUUCUGUUUGUCGGUCUGCAAGACCCGGCUGGGGAAAUUCAGAGGCUCCGUGAGCGAGUCGAUGCUGGCCAAAGGAAACUGCAGCGCGCCUGUGGAACUGUCUCGCCCGACCAUGUGGACCAACUGUCCUCCCACGGAGGACAACGUUUGAUCGCAGCGGUGUUGCUUGUGACUCCACGUUUCUAUUUAUUGGAAGUGUGCAUCCUGCCUGCCUGCAGGGCACACACAAGCUGGAGAAGUCUGACGGACUGCAAUCAUUUUCCUGGGUGUUUCCAUUUCAUUAUGGCCGUAAUAACAGCUCCAUCGGCCAAUUAAAGACCACUCCCACUCACUUUGUGGUUUCCAGCGUAUUACUGUUGAAUCCACAAAGACUUUUCUGACACUGUCAUGUAAGGUUGCUUCUACUAUUUACUGUCAGUGAAUUAAUUUACCAGUAAAAGCCAAUUUGCUCAGCAGAUAAUCAGAUGGCGCAGCUUUGUCUUUGAUGGGUCGAACUAAACUGAAGACGCUGAAGUGAACUAAACGCAAAGAUAAAUAUCACAGCAGGCGUUCUCAGAUUACAACCACACGUCUGACUGUCUGUGACAGACAAACAGAAAGUAGAGCUUUAUUCUGAGGUGGAAGAAAUUGCAAACCUCCUUUCUUGCCCCUGCUGAGGCAACGCAUCCCCACCACCAUGUGCUGCCACUACAGUGCACCACUCUGUGGAUGUUCAAUGUUUUUCAGAGCAUCUUCUUCCACACAUUUGCAGCAGAAUGCGCCAACUUCCCUUAUCUCCACCUGCUAGUUUGUGUAGGUCUACCACAUAAAAUCCCAAGACAAUACGCUGUCAUCUGAGCAUGUAGCGUGACAUUUGACCAAUGAGAGCAGAAAAAAACUGACAAAUUGGUUUUUCACAGUUGGAAAGGUCAAAGGCCACAAAAAGCUCAGAGACUUUUUGGGGUCCAAACUUUCACUCAGGGAAUGAGUGAACAUUUCUAAAACAUUUCUCUUAUUUCGUUUUUGCUCACAUGUUUAUUAUGAAGCAUAAGUAUGUUUAACGAAACAGUUUUUCGUGAGUUUCCAUUGUGGUUUGACUUGAAAAAAAUCCUGUGUUUGAAACAGUGUUGGGGCCGCUGUGGCUCAGGUGGUAGCAGGCAUGUGGAAGAUGAACUUUCCUCAUCCUGAAGUGUCUUGGAGCAAGUUUCUCCAGAUAGGCCACCAUCUUGCAUGGCAGCUCCACUGGGUUUUUUUGUGUGUGAGUGAGUGAGAAACACUGUAAAAUGCCUUGUUGAACCGCAGUUAGUCAGUUUUGUCCUAUAAUGUUUGUGUAACUGUGUUGCGAUUAGCUAAAUCGCUGCAAAUAACUUCAGCACUGAUGCUGGAUGAAAACUCACUUCUUUUUUGUUGAGAGGUUGUGUGGAGCGUCUCCUCUGCAGCAUGCAUCGACUGUACCUCACUUUUAUUUAAAUAAACAUCCUGACAAAUGACAAAAUACAGUUCAAAUUUAAAGACGUCAUCUAUCAGUCGGUUAUUUAUAUGUUGUGUCACUGUAAAACGGGUUUACUGAUUUACUGAUAAUUGAAACAACUUAUUUGUUCCCCAGAAAGCUCAAAAUUAUAAACACAAUCUUUAUGUAAUCUGUUCGGCCUUCCUGUUAUCUACUGCUCUCUCUCUCCCUUUCUUGCAUUCAAUUGUAAAAUGAUGACGUUUUUGAGUUUUUCACCGAUUAUCAAGCUAAAAAUCUGUCAACUCUUUCCGCCAGUUGGUGCAUCACUGACUUUCAUCAUUUUCAUCCACAUCUUGCUUUAAUUUAGGAUAAAUAAAAAACUGUCAUUCAAACUGCUUUAGGAAUUUAAAGGAACAUCUUGAAAUGUUUUUUUUUUUUAAAGUCUUCUUCAAAAGGAAAUAAAGACCUUAAAAAAAACUUUUAAAUCCUCAAAAAUUCAUCUACCAAGUGGGGAAAAAUCAUAAAAAUGUCAGUUUUCUUUCAAAACCGUGACAUUUUUUCCUGGCAUUGACUGCAAAUGUCAGGCUGUAAAGACAUGGUGGAGCUUAUUAUAUACCCAUCAAUAAUAUUCAUAAUUACAUAAGAUUAAUGUCAGAUUAAAGUGAAUACUUGUUACAUUUUCUUUGUGUUUUUAUGUGGUAAAAUAUUUCAUGUUGCAGAUUCUCACAGUUAACUUCUAAAAGACUAAAGACUUUUUGCUAAUAAUCAAUGCGUCUCUUCCUCGAAAGUUUAAAUACCAGCCCCUGCUUUGGCACAAAAAUCCUCAACAACACAUCUUUUGCGGGCGUUUCUUCCAUAAAUCUGUUAUCAACAUGAGCAAGAGUUUCUGAUGUUUCUUGAAAGCAGAACAAUUUACAUUUUAGCAGCUUUAAUUACAUGACAGACGGUUCUCAGCAAUGCGUGAAAGUAGAUUCUGUAGUGCUGAAAAGUGAGCUUACUGUAUCUGUAUGAACGUUAUUGUUUCUGUUGCUCUAUCUUUUAAAUGUUCAGCGUUUACUAUCAUGACCUACUGCUUCCUGUCAGUAACAUGGAUGGUUUUUGCUCUAAAUGUCAGUGAUUUUGUGAGUCUGUGUUUAAGCUUGCAAAUAUCCAUUUAACGUGUGUGUGUGUGUAGGUGUGUGUGUGUGUGUGUGUGUGUGUGUGUGUGUGGAUGUAUGUGAGCAAUUGUAAUGUGAAUGAACAGUGUCAAACCAUAAUGCUGCCUAUCUGGUUGUCUGUACUCUCCAAGUACUGUAAGAUGAAAAAUUAAUGCACUGAGCACACAAGCAUGUUCGGAUGAGUUUUAUGGCUUGUGUAAAUAAACAUCUCAUCUAGAAAAUAUUCUGUCUAACCUGCUUGGAACCCGCAAUGCACCAGAGGACACACACACACACACACUUUUCUGGCUUCUGUGCCCUCAACAACUCUGGUUCCUUAACCUCAACCUAAUAAUGUUCAACCUUACAAUUAAGUUUUGGUUAGCAUCCCAAUAGACGCUGAAUUAGUGGAAAGUCCCCCCAAAAAUGUAGAAAAACAAGAUUUAACGGAGUUUGAAGAUGAGUUCCAGAUGGAAAGGAAACGCUGAAUUGUGUUUCAGUUUCCACUCUUUAACUUUGAAAAAUGUUUCCUGAUUGUGUUUGAAUUCUUUGUUUAGGGCAGUUCCAGCUUUGAAUAAUAAAAAUUAGGCAACCGUUUGCCAGUUUUUGCUUCGUGAAGGAAACCUUGUGGCAGUCUUUUUUUUUUACAGUGUAUAAGUGAAGAGAAAUAAAAAUCUGAAAAGUG
This is a messenger RNA of Poecilia latipinna (sailfin molly), 4590 nucleotides long. RefSeq names its product prostaglandin E receptor 2a (subtype EP2) (gene ptger2a). The coding region runs from base 322 to 1491 and encodes 389 amino acids. The record is from RefSeq and is a predicted model, not a curated record. The transcript has 3 exons. Gene Ontology annotation, cellular component: plasma membrane. Lineage: Eukaryota; Metazoa; Chordata; Actinopteri; Cyprinodontiformes; Poeciliidae. Gene Ontology annotation, biological process: adenylate cyclase-activating G protein-coupled receptor signaling pathway; cellular response to prostaglandin E stimulus; inflammatory response. Gene Ontology annotation, molecular function: prostaglandin E receptor activity.